Messenger RNA from Capsicum annuum, 3577 nucleotides. Its product is annotated as regulatory-associated protein of TOR 1-like. The transcript has 2 exons. The record is from RefSeq and is a predicted model, not a curated record. Gene Ontology annotation, cellular component: TORC1 complex; cytoplasm. Bases 287 to 718 code for a protein of 143 amino acids. Gene Ontology annotation, molecular function: protein-macromolecule adaptor activity. Gene Ontology annotation, biological process: cellular response to amino acid stimulus; positive regulation of cell growth; TOR signaling. Lineage: Eukaryota; Viridiplantae; Streptophyta; Magnoliopsida; Solanales; Solanaceae.
UUAACUAUAAUUUAGCUUUAUAACCAUCACUUUUGAAUACUACCGUUGCAAUAGGUAGAUUUAUAGCAACGGUUGUUAAAGUCUUUGCGGUAAAAUCAUCUAUGAUAACACUUCAUGAGCAAAAAAAAAUUAUUGCAUCGACUCUUUAAAUUCCCUUUACAAAAAUUUUCAAGUCCGCCCAAAAAAACCAUUUUAAUAAAAACCUCUCUCUUAAACCAAUUAUCGAUUUUGCGGAUAACAAACCAUAUUGCGAUUUUGUGGGUGGUACCCAUUAGAUUGUUUUCCGAUGGUGAAAGCCAGCCUCACUCGCCGGCCACCGUGGUUCUCUGGGCGAUUUAAUUUCAGACCAACAUUUGAAGAAUGUAUUUUGUCUUGCCAGGUUGACCUUGUUAAGGAAGGUGGACAUAGGUAUUUCAUUAGAUUUCUUGACAGCGGUGAGGCUUAUCCAGAGCAAAGGGCAAUGUCUUUACUUGUCUUGGCAGUAAUUGUUGAUGGUCAGAGACGGGGUCAGGAGGCGUGUAUUGUUUUAGGGCUUAUUAAUGUCUUCUUGAAGCAUAUUCAAGCAUCAAUCUGUAAUGAUGCCCAAACUGAACUCGUGUUUCUUCAAAGGCUGUGCCUUUGUCUGCGAAAGCUCUGGAAGAAUUUCAAGGAGGCUCAAGUACUAGGUUUUCAGGCAGAUGCGUCAGUAAUAUUUGGGCCUCUACUUUGUCAAUCGUAGCCUGAGGUUUGUUGUUUAGUUAUAUGUUAAGUUAGUGUAUUAUUACUAUGGUUCUGCAUUAUUUGUUCAAACUAUUGUAAAGAGAAAUUUUUUUACGAACUGCAUCUAUAUUUGCACUAGGCACUUGAUGUUGGGUUUGAUACAUCUAGGGAUGACAUUGGAGAGGAGGAAGAUUAUGAUGACGAGGGAAAAAUGAGGGGAGAAUUCAUUAUAAGGAGACAUUUAAGUUCAGUUUUUUAUGCUUGCCCGUUGGUACCAGCUGAUUUGCUGUUGGUAUGUAUUUACUGAAUUAAUCCCACCCUAGGGAGAGCUUUCUUUGUGAUGCACUUACUUUUGUUCCUAAUUUGUUUGCUGAUUUGUCCCAUGUUUGAUCUUUCUUUGUGUAAGAGUAGAAUAUUGCAAGUUCUAUUAUUGUAGAAAUUUGAUGAUAUGUCUGAAGCAGUCUACCAUUACAUUUCUUGUAUGAUGAGGACACCCCCUGAACUAAAUCUGGCCAGACUAUGAAUGUUGUUUAUCUUUCACUUUGAAGUGGUAGCCUUAUGUUGAAUGAUACCAUUAUUUAGUAACAUAUUACUUGUUCGAAAUGUGUGGAGGAUGCGAAUUAGGAUAGAAGGAUAGUACGAAGGAGUGUGUCCUUGCUAGUAGGUAGGAGUACUUUGUUUUGUUAUUGUGCUAGUGGACAAUGCUAAUUGUGCUUGGGGACAAGAAUUCCAGAAUGCUUCAUUACGUGCUAGGCAUAUAUGAUAUAUUAGAAUAGUUGACACCAUCCAUAAAUCUCUCUACACAGUCUCUCCUUAGCCCUCCUAGCUAUACAUACCCACCAGCUUUCUAGCUUCAUAUUUUAUCGUCUGAUCUUUAGCCAUCCUUGUAUAUUCUCAACCUAUUUUUUUUAGAGAAACACAUUGGAGGAAUAGAUUUUCUAUUUUCUUUUUAUCUAUAGUACAUAAAGCACAACCCUCAUCUUCUCCUAGCCCCAGCCUUUUAAGAGUAUUCUUUUUCAUUAAUCUCUUGUGUAUAGCUAGCAAACAUAUGAACUGCUGCUUUGGAUUGCUUGCUUUGCACCAUAUGCCUCUCCAGUUUAUCCUUGAGGGGUUAUCCCUCUUAUCCAUUCAUACCAACUAUGGAUAGUGUAUGUACCAGUUGGCUUUAACCAAUCAGUCCCCGUAAAUCCUACAACAAAUUUCUGUUUUACUCCACAUGCCUGCUUUUAGGUAUGUUAGCAGAUCUUAGGGAAGGUAAUGUUUUUAUUCAUCUGUUUUACACUCUGAUUAUAUUUUUAGAUAAGGUAAUUGUUCUGCAGAUCCUUUAGCCAACUUAGGAAAGGAAUCUAAAGCAAAUAUUACCCUCAAGACUUGUAACAACAACAACAUAUCUGAUGUAAUCCCACAAAUGAGAUCUUACUUCUACCUUUAGACCAUUUCAAAUAGACCCCCGAACCACGACUUUCAUCGUAUAAAAAUAAAUGAAUUACCUGUGCAAUGCAACCUCCAAGACCCAUUCUUUCAAAUAUCUGGCGAAAGGACACUGCAAGCGUAAGUGGUCUAAUAGUAACUGAUUCUGUGACAUCUCUAAAGUCACACCAAUUAUAACUGAAUAAAAGAUUAUACCAAUUUCCAACACUUGUGAUACUAAUAUCUGCUUCAUUUUUAUUAAUUCCUCUUCCUCUUUCUCCUGCUCCGCGUGCUGAAUCUCAACAUCAACAAUUUUCUUACUCACACUUUCUGAUUCUUCACUCUUCCUGAUUGUUGCAUAUCUAAUAAAAUCUAGAAUCACACAUUGGCAUGGAAGUACUGGUGUAUUUUUGGUUAACUGUUCUGUGUUCUAAUAGCGACUUGGAACUUGAAAAUAUUUAUUUUCUUCUAUGUUAGUCUAUGAGUUUAAGCAUUUUUGUAUUGCUUAGAAUCAUUUUUAGUUUUAUUUGAUAGAGAAGUUUGAUAUGAGUUGUUGUUUGUUUGCCGUUACAGCAUUAUAAAGGAAGAAAGAGUAAACAUGUAUAGAAAUUUUACAUUGUUCUCUAUAUAAUUCUGUUCUUUUAUACUCUGAUUGGAGCUUUGGUUAAGAUCUGAUUGUUUCUAAAGCGAGGUUGACUUUAGAGCUUUUAGCAGCUUCCAUGACCCGUCUAAUCUGGAGUAGCAGGAGAACUUUAUGGUCCAUGAUGUUACAGAAAAUGCAAAACUUGAGGUCAUUUUUAGCUUGAGAUCAACUGGAAAAUUUGUUGAUUACUGCUUAGCUUUCCACAACAAGGACGUUUACUAGAAAAGUGCCGAUCUUGCGAAUCAUUGUGCACAUAAUCUAUUUUGCAAUAAGAUUUUAAAUUAUAUUCAUUGACAAUGUGAUAAACCUUAUUUUUUGAUUUACAAAUUUCACUUCAGAAGUUGGGAAAGGGCCUACCAUACUAAUAAGUAAGUUAUGUUCACUACCUUAUUUCACCUUCAUGUAGUUUAAUGCAUUACUAGAAAUAAGCAUAACAUGAAUGGGAAGUGAAAUGAGAAUGCAAAGGAUUGUACGUGUAGUUGUACCGAUACAGGACAAAGAAAAUGAUUAACUUUGAGGACAGGAGCAGACAGCUUCACUUCUAAUGAUUGAAGAUAAGUUUCUAGCCACACAAUCAUAUUUGGCAAGGCUAACUUUUACCUCGUAUAAUGAAGAAGCUGCUUACGGACAAUGACAAGUAUAGAAGUGGAAGGAAUAAGUUUUUCCUGCUUUUUUUUCCUUCCCAGUUGUAACCUUUCAGUUUGCUGAUUCUCUGUCUUUUGCUUCAAAUUAUACACGAUCGCCCAACUUUUCCUCUUUAAAUAUGUUUUUAUUUAAGUGCUAAAUGAGCUUAUUUAUUCUCUUUUUGUAGGUGUUCAAAAUGAA